Messenger RNA from Dermacentor silvarum, 2301 nucleotides. RefSeq lists its product as uncharacterized. The transcript has 3 exons. Lineage: Eukaryota; Metazoa; Arthropoda; Arachnida; Ixodida; Ixodidae. The coding region runs from base 1 to 2034 and encodes 677 amino acids. The record is from RefSeq and is a predicted model, not a curated record.
AUGGCAGCUGGAGCCCCUGUCUUCGACCCCAUCCUGGCUGAACGAGGAGACGCGACGCAAGUUCCUUUCGCGAGUGCAGCCUUCGAGCAGCUGCCACCCUGUACGGCCACGCCCGGCAGCACCUGCCAGAUUGUGGACAACCUUUCGACGUUGAACGAGCUGCUCUUUCACGCCGAACUGGAACUGCGGGAACUGUCCGCACCAUACGGGCAGCUCUCGCUCGCGAGCUUGGCAGAGAUGAACCCAGACAUACCGCGCGACUCGCAACAGACCGUCAACCAAGCGGUUGCGCUGGUUCACCGGUUGCUCAAGACGCACUCGUGCGUGCUACACGUUCACAUUCACCACCGCGUCUUCGCCUUUCAUGAAGCGCUGAUUUGCGACGCCCUCAAAUGCAACCCUUCCACUAGGUUGCUGAGUAUCGACUUCCGAGCUUAUGUCAUCACGCAGGAUCUCGACGACGUUUUCUGUUCCUUGAAGCACCUGCAAGAAUUGGAAUGUCUAGCCCACGGGGUACGCGACGACGUCUCGUCUGCUUUGUUGACAGUUUUUCGCGUCUGCAAAUCGCUGACGACCCUCAAGAUUGCCGAGUUAUGCAUGACAGGCCGCACCGCGAAACCAUUCGUCGCCUCUCUUAAAGGAGCUUCAACGCUGAAAGAGCUGUCAGUGCACGGUUCCGUCAUAUGCGAAGCCGGACGAGGCCAAUUCGCGCAGUACCUCAGAGACACCACCUCGUUGACCACACUAAGCGUAGCGGCAGACGAGCUCAGCCGGCGGAACUGCUUCAACUGGAUGGCCGAAGGCCUCCUUGUUUUAUCCUUACAGCCGAGCACAGAUUACAACUUCUGGUACGCGCCGUUGUCCACCAACGAGACGCUGGAGGAACUCAGCCUCCCGUUCUCCAUCUGGAACUCGGCGCAGUGGGUCGAUUUCUUCUGGACCGCCUCGAGGAAGCCGAGUCUGAAGAAGUUGAUCAUUUCCGUACACGCCACAGAUCACCGCAACUUGCGAGACUUGUGCAAGGCUCUCAAGGAGAGCGGAGCCGAAGAUAAGGUCUCGCUGGGAACCUACUUCGUGUACCACGACUGGGACUUGAUGUACUCGAAGGCGUUCUCGGACGUGGACAUGUUCUGUUUCGACAACGUUCUGGCGCGGCUCUCGAGCGUGUUGCUGACAUUCACGCACAUUACCUCCGUGCGCUUCAGCAUCAGGAUGGGGGACGUGGCCCUCGUGUCAGCCAUCGCCGCGUACAUCGGAGCUGCCACGUCGCUCCGGAAGCUGCGGCUGGCUCUAUACUCGGACGACGGUGACACGGAGCACGAUAUGAACACGUCGUGGACCGAGAUAGUAGAAGCACUCGCUCGCAACACGAGCAUCAAAGGGCUGUGCGUGCACGUGGACAUCGACUCGGACGACAGUGACGAGGAAGACGGCGUCGGCGACGUGCUCGAGCAGCACCAAGUCCAGCGUCUCGCUCAAGUGAUCGGGUCCAGGCAGAACAUACGCACGGUCUACUUCGGCGCGGAACAGGCGGGCGUGGUCGGCGCGUUCCUUCGCUGUUUCUCCAAGGACAUCGCGGACAACUACAACCUAGUCCGCGUCACCCUGAAUGGAGUACUGGACACGGAAUCGGCACAGGACGGCUUCAAAGUUCGGGACACGGCGCGUCGAAACUGUGGCCUGGUGACGCGCGCCACGCAGUUCGCCAGAGGACGUGCACUGGACAGGCACUGCGCCAUUGCUUUGGAGCGGGUCUGGCGCCAUGCGGCACUGCUCGAAGAACUCGCCGAGCAGCUGUCCGUCAGCGUGGACGAGGCCUCUGCCACGGUGCGACGUGGGCUGAGGAACAUGGAAGGCCUGCACGACUUCAUGCGGCUCGCCCGCGUCGUCCGGGACGGCGUCGUGUGCGACCCGAGCCGCGACGGUGGUCCUCGACUGGACACCCUCAACGACGACUGCUGGAGGCUUGUCCGCCGCUACCUGAUGCUCGGCGACGUCAGGGAGCCUGCCGAGCCGGCGUCUUUGAGGCAGUGAUGUCACAGGGCAUGCUCAAGAGUUUCCACUCUUGACUCCUGACCCCGAGAGGUGACGCUGGUGCACAACACGCGGUCUUACGUGACGCUGUUUCCCCCGAGUCGGAGCAGUGUCGGCAAUGACUUCGCCGCGAUGUGUGAUGGACUAUUUGAGAUGCCAAAACGUGCAGACGUAUCUCAUGACGUGCACCAAGCGUGUUCUGACAUGAGCGUAACAGAACUUCGGGGAUGUGGUCGAUUUCAGAGGGCUGCGUGUGGCCGCGUGGGA